Spodoptera litura is the source of this 1693-nucleotide messenger RNA. Its product is annotated as somatomedin-B and thrombospondin type-1 domain-containing protein. Lineage: Eukaryota; Metazoa; Arthropoda; Insecta; Lepidoptera; Noctuidae. The record is from RefSeq and is a predicted model, not a curated record.
CUCCCCCGUGAGUCGAGUCGGGAGGACGUGCCGACUCCGGAAUCCGCGCGAUUUGUGUCUGUGAUUGUGUGAACGAAAUAUAACCUGGCCGUUUGCGUCCACAUAAAUUCAAAUUCGGAAUGACAUAAAACACCGCGGUUCCAUAUUCGAAAAUAUUAGAGCAGUUCCAAAUAUUUUUUUAAUAGUUCAUUCAGCCUUUGUGGUAAAAAGUUUUUAGUCGAUUGGAAAAAGUUUGUAAAAUUGUUGAAAAUGCUUCGUUACUGGCUGUGUUUUGCAAGUGCAGUGUGUUUGGCGGGGUAUUGUGGGGCGAAUUAUUGUAGGGACGCUAACCUGUGCUGUCCGGGGCGAGAUAGUUCGUGUGUGAUACAGAAGGCCCACCAAAAUGCCAUAAUUGAGGACUUGACUGACAAACCCUGUUACUGCGACCAUGCUUGCUUGAAACUCGGGGAUUGCUGUCCUGAUUUCCGAGAGACUUGUGGAGUAAUCGACUGCGUGGUAUCGGGCUGGGGUCCAUGGUCAGACUGCGACACAAACUGCGGCUCCGGCAGCAUGGUGCGCAGCCGCCGCGUGGUACAGGCGCCUGCGCACGGUGGCCGACACUGCCCCUCAUUGGUGCAGCGACGAGCCUGCCAGGAACAUAGAGGCUGUUCUGCUGAUAGCGACGUGCCGUUGAGAGAUGAGACUGCAAUGUUGUUACCGGGUGGUUUGUCAGUGAGCCGCCAUUCCAAUGAGACGGUGGACAUCCGCAAGAACUUGCGUCUACGUAACCCUGACGAUCCUGAAUCUAACUCCCAUAGAGAAUACUGCGCCCAGUUCGAAGUCACCAAGGUGUCCAAAGCCUGCCACACAGACUCCGACUAUAAAGCAUUAAGAGAAGGAGCAACAGUCUGCGUGCUCUGUGAGACAGCAGCUCUUCGACGAGACCUAAAAUGGCGUUGCAGUGGGCAUGGCGUACCCGGCCACGCGACCCGCUUCUACGCCCUAGUAGCACCUCAUUGCCACGGCAAGUGGGUGAAAGCUGCUCAAAAUCCGGACAAAAGAAGCGACUGCUGCACGAAUCCCGACUUUAUAUUCGUUUAAACGCUUUAUAAGUUGUAAAAUUUCCUAUAACAUGAUUUAUUCACACUUUUAAUACGAGUUGAUUUAAAGCAUUUUUUUUAAAUCGCUGCUUUAGUGAAUGUUAGAUUUCACAUAUCUUUGGUUGAUUAAUAAAAAACAUACCUAAAUAAUACAGUAAUAAGAGACAUUUUAAAUUGUUUCCAUUGCGUUUUGUGACUAUGCAUACAAUUUUCCACGGUACAUUAUAGUUAAGUAGUGUUUUAUUUUUAUCAUUAUAUGAGUAUUGUUUCAUUGCAUUUAUUAAUUUGUAAGAAAAUGAAUACUUAUGGUUGCAUUUACGUAAUAAGACUUAAAUAGCACAUUAAAAUAUGUAAAUACGAACACUGAAUAGUUUUUACUUAUGGAUUUAAUUGAUAAUGGAACAAAAGGUACUGUUACACAUUUUUAAAAUAGCUGCAUGCUAAAAAGCGUUCGAUUGAGCAUGCUCAAAAAAUUUCAAAAACGAACGCCUGUCUAUUCGCUAGCAUAGGUACCUGUGCCUUUAGCAAAACGCCACUUUGUCUACAGAGAGAGUAGAAAACGAAAUGUAUGAGGAUGACACUGACAAGUGUCAAAAUUUACGUCAAUCCCGUAU